AUUCACCUAACGUGCGAAAUUUGUAUUGUGCCGUGCAUAUUAUGAUUCUUCGCCGAUGAAGAUGGCAAACGUAAACGUGCAUUGACGAUCGUGAAAAGUGAUGGUUACUAUCUUCUGAGAAGCCUGCAAGUUUCUUGAUUUCAAGGCUUCUUCACGCAUUAACCAUGGAUGAUUCGGAUCCAAAAAGGGGUAUGCCGGUUCUCACGGAUCCCUGGAUGAAGGCCCACACCCCGACGACGGAUCCCACGCCAACGAAGGAGCGGAGCAAACGACGCUCUUGGUUCUGCGGGCAGGGCACGCCGAUGAAGUCGGCAUCCGAUGCGACAACGCGUCUCGAGGAGCACAGGGAAGAGGAGAUCCCGACCCUGCAGAUCACCCACUUUACAAAGAAGGUGAUGCUUUCCUAUGACAAUGUAAGACUCGGAAGCACCAAAGAACUGACCCUGAGGCUCGAGAACCCCCAUGACUUUCCCCAAGAUGUGGAGCUGGAGAAAUUUCCAUUUCAAAAGGGGUUUUCACUUCCAGAGACUGCGUGGGAGAUCGAAGGCAACCAGUCAAUAGACAUUCCUGUUUCAUGGACUCCCAGUGACGAGAAAAAUGUCAGAGAGCUUGUCACUUUCAAGUGUGAGGGCGCUUUUCGCCUUCAGCUGAUUAUUCUUGGGACAGUCAAGGUCCCUAAGAAAAAGAAAAAUAUUAAUAGGAGAUCCACUUUCACUGCGCGUAAAGGCCAAGCUGUCCAGACGAGACGGAGCGUGGCCGUCACCAAUUCGCGUCGUGAAACAUUUGUGCAAAAGAAGUCGCCCAGAUCCCAACCGUAUCCUGACGUGGGGAAGGAAAACAAGAUGAGGGUGGUUGGAAAGGAAGCUGACACCCCUGGAACAAAGAAAGCUCGUGCCAGGUCAGUUGGGACAGUCCUGGAGAGGAUCCUGACGCCCCGGAAGACACUGCCCCAGGGUGAGACGGAAAGAGUCAUGGUCGGAGACAAGGUAUGCACCUUCAGUCCUCAGCUCACAGCAAAGGCCAUGAUGGAGAUUACAGGAGAAUCACCUUUUGCUGAUGGGAAGAUGCAGACGGAACCGCGGAAGGAGAUGCUGGUACUUUGUGAUGGCAUGUCUCCACUUCUGAAGUCAACAGGCAACCAGGACCUGCGCAAGGCUGCCCUUGAGAAGGAAGCAGGACCUCUGCGGAGGUUGUCCAAAGAGCAGACUUUGACGGUGACCAAAAGCUCCUCUCCUGCAUCCAGAUUGGAUGAUGACGAGAAUGGUCUGCAACCGCAUCACCUGGCCUUUCUGAUGCCCAAUGAAGCAGAGAUCAGCAAGAUCAUGGCCACUCCUGCGUCAUCAGUAUUUGAGCCACUUGCGGACACUGUAGGUGCACGGUUGUCAUCUACAAGGAUCGAUGACAGUGUCAACCCUGCUUCUGCUCCUUUUUUCUUGACCGAUUAUGAUCAGCCUGAGAAUAGUAUUGAGGAUGACUCUCUGGAAGAGGUGAAACAAACCAAUGAGGUCUUUGAUGAUGUUGAAAAAGGACAAAAGGAUAAAACAGAGCUUCCUGAUGAUGUUCAAGACAUUGAUAAUGAGGAUGGAGUACAAAUGAGUGAACCGUCAAAGCAAAAUGGAGAAGAAUUUGUCUGCAAAGACACACAACCUGAGGAAUGUACUGAAUCCUUUGAUGUAGUGUUAGAUUCUGAGUGCGAGCCUUUGCAGUCCAUGGACCCUUCUGGUACAGCGGAUGAUCCAGAGGAAUAUGUUAAAUCUGAUGAAAUUCCUGAGCCAUCAGCAGAAAGAGAGCCCUGUGUAAUUCUUGAGGAAAAGGAGGAAAAUCUGGUUCCAUCACCUGUACCCAAGUCUACGCAAAAGGGGCAGUCUUGGCGCAUUUCGCUCGGUGGUGGAUCCAAAGCUUCCACAUCACCUAAAGGCACUGCCAAUGUCCAGAAACCAAGGUCCAAGCAGGAAGGAGCUUCAUGGAGGGUUUCUCUGGGAAGCAGCAAGCGAAGUCCCGGUGCGAGGCCCGCAGCUAAAAAAAGACCCAUCAGCAGACCUUCCUCAAGAACCACCACAUCUGCUCCAUCAUCAAAGCAAGCACCGUCUCUCAAAGCCAAAGAAGACUUCACCAUCCACAAGAGCACUGUCACUGGACGUCUCAAUCGCAAGAGACUCAGUGAUCCUAUCUCAGAUAUGGCCGAGCCAAAGAAGAGUCGUCCAUCACCAGAGCACAAGAAGUCUGCCAAAGAGACCCUGAGGUCAAAGAAUGCAAGCAUUGACAAGAGUGGGACAAGUCUUUCAUCUUCAAGACAAUUCAAUCGGACAGUUGCCUUGAGAAAGGCAGCGGCCACUGGCAAGGCCAUGCCAGCCAAGGCCCCUGCUUCGUUCAAGCCAAAGGCCAAGCCAAAGGCACCAAGGGCUGUCAAAGGAGUACCGAUGGCCAAGCUGCAGUUGAUCAAGCCCACAAGAUCAGCCUUGCCGCGUCACCCACUCCCGUUCGCAGCAAAGAACAUCUUCUACGAUGAGCGAUGGAUGGAGAAGCAGGACAGAGCCUUCACCUGUUGGUUGAACUAUGUCCUCACGCCAGACAUUGAUACUCCAAAGGAUCCCAACAAGAAUGUCAAAAUCGACGCCCACCUCCUCUGCCUGGAAGGCGCCAGCAAGGUUGGCCCUGCCCCUUCCCGGGAGGACAUAUCCCUCCGGGCCUACACCGCCAAACGUCGCCUGAACCGUCUCCGUCGCGGGGCGUGCAUCGUCUUCCAGAGUGAACCGGUUAUUAGGGUCAUGAUGAAGGUUGAAGCGGAGGUUGAGAAGGGACGUAUCGUCAUCCGCGAAGAUAAGAUGCUUCAUGCUGAUCUUGGUAUAAAGCAGGAGCUUUUGAAUCUCAUCCUCUGUUACAAUCCUCUUUGGUUGCGAAUUGGAUUAGAGACCAUCUAUGGAGAGCUUCUGCCCAUUCAGGACAACAGUGAUGUCUACGGUAUGUCACGCUUUGUUGUCACUCGUCUCCUUGGCAACCCGGACAUUGCCGCCAUUCACGCCCAUCCAACAGUGCCAAACCUGUUUGGACCAGGUUACCAGGCUGCCCUGGCCCAGUUUACACUGAAGAAGUUCUUGAUGUUGGUGUUCUUCCUAGACCGUGCCAAGCUCACCAGGCUCAUAGAUCACGACCCCUGUCUCUUUUGCAAAGAUGCUCAGGUCAAGUCAAGUCGAGACCUUCUCCUCGAGUUCUCUCGUCGUUACUUGAAGGGAGAGGGCGACAUCACACGUCAUCUCAGCUUCCUCGGAUAUUCCGUUACGCACGUUCAACGGCCACUAGAUGAGUUUGACUUCGCUGUCAACAAGCUCUCCGUUGAUCUCCGGUGUGGCGUCAGACUUGCACGUGUGGUAGAGCUACUAACCCAGAACUGGGCCCUGUCGAAGGAGCUUCGUGUACCAGCCAUCAGCCGGCUUCAGAAAGUUCAUAACGUAGAGGUCGCAUUCAAGAUGCUCAAGGAUAGAGGCAUUGAUGUCGAAGGUGGUGGACUGAAUGAGAGAGUAAUUGUAGAUGGCCAUCGAGAGAAGACUCUGGAACUACUCUGGAGAAUCAUCUUUCAUUACCAGGUUGGAGUAAUGAUCAAUGAGGAGCAGAUCCGAGAAGAGAUCGCCUUCCUCACCAAACAUCGCAAGCUGAAGGAGAAGAUGAGCGCCCUCAAGGGCUUGAACCAAGGACCUUCCCAACCAAGCCUUGACGGACCACACCUCUACUUCAAGAGCCCACAGCUUAUGCUCCUCAUGGACUGGUGUAAAGCAGUCUGCUCAUUCUAUGAUAUGCAGAUUGAGAACUUCACUGUGUCAUUCUGCGAUGGCCGAGCCCUGUGUCUUCUGAUCCACCACUACCACCCAUCCUUGCUUCCCUACGAGAGGAUCAACCAGAACACCACUCUCAUGCAGUUCCAGAGGGAGGAGAGAGAAGAUGAUCUCAACGCCUCCUGCGACGAGGCCUUCAACGGAACCUGGUCCCAGACCUUCUCACCAAGUACUGGCAAGGAAACCGACCAGGAAAAGCUCCUUGCCAACGAGCGCCAGAACUUCAAGCUCCUGUACGAGACGGUCAACGAGCUUGGCGGGGUCCCGAUGAUGGUGCGAUCGGCGGACAUGUCCAACACCAUCCCUGACGAGAAGGUAGUGAUCACCUACGUCUCCUACCUCUGCGCUCGUCUGCUGGAUCUCAGGCAAGAGACGAGGGCAGCGCGCACCAUCCAGCUGGCUUGGAGAGCUCAUCAUCUGAGGAAGGAAGAGAAGAUGAGGAUGGUCAGAGAGAAAGCUGCAAGCAAGAUCCAGUCGACCGUGAGGUCUUUCCUCUUGAAGCGCCGUGAGGAGCGUAUUGGUGGCGCUGUGCUCAAGAUCCAGACAGCUAUCAGAGGUUUCCUAGCCAGGCAGACGGCCAGGAGGUUACGACGAGAGGCAGCCAUCAGGAAACAGGCCCAAGCUGCCAAUUUGAUACAGGCUGCAGCUAAAGGUUUCUUGGUAAGACGGGCCAUCUCCCGGCAGCACCGCGCUGCCACCAUCAUCCAAUCAGCCCUCAGGGGGCAUCUGAUCAGGACGAGGGUCGCUAGGAUGCAACGAGCCGUGUUGACGAUCCAAGGCUGGUAUCGGUCACGGCAAGAAACAAGGAAUGCCAGGAAGAGAUUCGUAGAGCUAAGAAUGGCAUCAGUCAGAGCUCAGGCCAUCUGGAGAGGAAUUCUGGUCCGUAGAUUGGUUGAGAAAAUGAAGGCAGCAAUCUCUAUCCAGGCGGUCUGGAGAGGCUUCUACUUGAGACGGUUGUAUCAGAAGCAGCGAGCUGCUGCUAUCAUCCUUCAAAGCCAUUUCAGGAGACAUCGUGCCAUGGAAGACUUCAGGAAGCUUAGAGCAGCUGUCAUCAAGAUGCAGGCUCUGUAUAGAUCCAAGGUCAAGGGCGAAGUACAAAGGGCCAAGUACUGUGCCUUGAGGGAUGCCGUGAUUGUCAUGCAGAAGGUCUACAGAGGACGGUUGGUGAGGAGAGAUGUGCUCAGAAUCAGAAGUGCGGUGAAGAUCCAGGCUGCAUUCAGAGGUCAUAUACAGAGGGCGGUGUACAUGAGGUUGAGGAACAAUGCUGUUCUUAUCCAGGCCCAUGUCAAAGGGGUCCAGGCCAGGAGGAGAUUCACCAAGCUUCGACAGGCCACAAUUGUCUUGCAGACUCGCUACCGUGCUGUCCUGAAUGGUCAUGAGGUUUGCAGAGAGUACAACAUUCAACGUGGUGCAGCCAUCACCAUCCAGUCGGCAGUGCGCAGUUACCAGCAGAGACAGCGCUUCCUCAAAAUCAAACACAGCAUCGUCCUUGUGCAAUCUGCUGUUAGGAGGUAUUUGUGUCUGAAGAACUAUAGACAGCUUUUCCAGGCAGCUGUUGUCAUGCAGAAAAGAUAUCGAGCAGUGUUGGCUGGCCGACAGGUUUGCAGAGAGUACAAUAUCAAAAGAGGGGCAGCAAUCACUAUCCAGUCAGCAAUACGUUGCUACAAAGAGAGACGGCGUUUCCUCAAAACCAGACACAGCAUCGUCAUUUUGCAGUCCGCUGUUAGAGGAUAUCUAGCUCUAAAGAACUACAGGCAGCUUCGUCAGGCAGCUAUUCUCGUGCAGAAAAGAUAUCGAGCAGUGUUGCUUGGCCGAGAGGUUUGCAGAGGGUAUAAUAUCAAAAGAGGGGCAGCAAUCACCAUUCAAUCUGCAGUACGUUGCUACCAAGAGAGGCAACGCUUCAUCCAAAUCAAAAGCAGAAUUGUCAUUUUGCAAUCUGCUGUUAGGAGAUAUCUAGCUUUGAAGAAUUAUAGAGAGCUUUGUCAAGCUGCCAGAGUCAUGCAGACGAGAUAUCGAGCAGUGUUACUUGGACGGACAUUGCGGAGAGAGUACUGCAUUGCUAAGGGUGCAGCCAUCACCUUACAGGCUAUUUGGAAAGGAAACCUUGUGAGGAGAGAGUUCUUGAGAAUGAAAUCAGCAGCCAUCAAGCUUCAAUCUGCAGUCAGGUGCCACUUUGCCAGGCAGAGGUACGUCAAGUUGCAGGAAGCAACCCUUAUCCUGCAGAGGCGGUUCCGAGAUGCGCUACAGACAAAACAGGCUGUCCUGGACUUCUGUAUUGCCCGUGGUGCCAUUAUCACACUACAAGCAGCCUUCCGGGGAUAUCUCCAAAAGAAGGAUUACCAGCGAACAAGAGCUGCAGUCAUCACCCUGCAAGCCUCUACAAGAUGUUACCUGGUGCGUAAGGAAUUCUGUGAAAAGAAGUCUGCUACAAUUGUUCUCCAAAGGCAUUUCCGUGCUCUUGUUUCUGGGCGCGAACAGCAGGCAAACUAUCGCUGUCAGAGAGCAGCUGCUAUUACUCUGCAAGCCAGCUACAGGUGCCAUGUCCAGAGGGAUUGGUAUCUCAAGCAGAGAUCAUCAGCCAUUUGUAUCCAAGCUGAACUUCGUAAGAUGCUGGCUAAAAAGCGAUACCUUCAACUCAGAGAUGCAGCCAUCGUCCUACAGACUCGAUACCGUGCACGCAUUCUAAUGCAACAGAUCACCCAAGAUUACAACAUGAAGCGCAGUUCGGCGAUUUGUCUACAGUCUGUGUACCGGGGACAUCUCCAUCGCAAAAAUUUCCUCCAUCAGAAAUCAUCUGCCAUGGUUAUUCAAGCAAGGGUACGUGGAUAUCUUCAACAUCGCAGAUAUAUGAGGGUGCAAUGGGCAGUCCGUAUCUUACAGGAGCGUUGUAGGGCUUGGAUGACAGGAAGGGCCUGUGCUGAGGAGUACUAUCUUGCCCGAGGAAGGAUUAUAACCAUCCAAGCAUUGUACAGGGGAUACACUGCCCGAAAAAUAUUGAAGGCUCAGAAUACAGCUGCAACUACCAUUCAGGCAAGCUUUAGGAGCUACGCAGCCAGGAAGACAUACACAAGCAUAAUACAUGCAGUCAGAGUUCUUGAGACUAGAAUUAGAGCGCAGAUCCUUGCGAGGGAAGCAAGGGAGACAUUCUUGAAGACCAAAGCUGGUGUCAUCGCCAUGCAGUCACUUUAUAGAGGCUUUGCAGUGAGGAAAGAGCUUGCACAACAGCAUCGGGCCGCCACUGUAAUACAGUCAUUCUAUAGAUGCUUUAUUGAAAGAUCUUGGUACUUGCAGCUCCGGAAAGCAGCACUUGUACUUCAGACCCGUUAUAGAAGCCUUCAACUUGGUAGGGCAGUUUGCGAGGAAUUCAAUAUCAAACGAGGAGCAGCUAUUACUAUUCAAGCUGCAUAUCGUGGUUAUUGUCAAAGACGAGUCUUUUCCAGACAAAGACAGGCAGCCAUCGUCAUCCAGGCUGCUGUGAGAGCUCACCAGGAACGUAGGUUGUACGUUUCUCUCCGUAAUGCUGCAGUGGUUGUUCAGAAGCACUUCCGUGCCCUGAUGUUGAGCAAGAGGAUAAACAUGGAGUACAACAUAAUGAGAGGAGCAGCUAUUACUCUUCAGGCCGCUUAUCGCGGACACCUUCAACGUAAGUCUCUUGCCAGGCAACAUUUAGCUGCCACCCGGAUCCAAUCCAAGUUUAGAGGUUACAUGACCAAAAGAUUGUACUCUUCUGUGUGCAGAGCAGCGGUGGUCCUCCAAACGAGAUAUCGUGCAAACAAGCUUGCUCAAGUUGUCCAGAAUGAAUACCAUAUCACUCGAGGGGCAGCCAUCACAUUGCAAGCUGCCUAUCGUGGCCAUCUUCAGCGCAAGUACCUUGCCCUACAGCACUUUUCAGCUACUAAGAUUCAAGCAUUGUUCAGAGGAUUUGUUGCAAGAAAGAACUACUUGAAAAUGUGCCAUGCUGCCAAGGUUCUGCAGAAGCACUUCAGGGCUUUGAAACUGAGUAGGAAAGCACAGCAUGAGUACCACAUAAUGGUUGGUGCUAUUGUCACCAUUCAAGCAGCUUUCAGGGGACAUGUUGCAAGGCAAGAGCUCUGUAGACAGCAUCAAAUGGCAACGAGAAUCGAAGCUUGUUUCAGGGGAUAUGUCCAGCGCAUCAGGUACCAGAAGAUAUCCAAUGCUGCUCUUGUUCUUCAAAGGCGCUUCAGAGCUGUACUUCUUGGACAGAGGAUCCGAGAGCAUUACAUCCUCUGCCAAUCCUCUGCCAUCAAGAUUCAGGCAUUCUAUCGCUGCCAUAGAGAGAGGAAGGCCCAUACCACCAAGAAGCAAUCUGCAGUGAAAAUCCAAGCAGUAGUCAGGGGAUUCCUUGGGUUUACCCAUUCCAAGAGGUUUAGGCAGGAGAGGACAAUCGCAGCAAUGGCUAUCCAGAGGCGAUGGAGGGCUAAUGAUCUCAGGGACCAGCAAGUGAGGUGUUACAACAUCCAGAGAGGUGCUGCCAUCACUAUUCAAGCUGCAGCGAGGACUUUCUUAGUCCGUCAAUCUAUCAAGAAACAGCACAGAGCAGCCACCAGCAUUCAGUCCUUCUACAGAUGCCACAGAGGUGUCCAGAGUUACAGGAAAACCUUGAAUGCCGUUCGUGUUUUGCAGGAUCACUUGAGGGCACACCUCCUAGCUAAGAAAGUCCAGGAAGAAUAUGUCUGCCUCAGGGAGGCAGCUACAACUGUCCAAGCAUUCUACCGUGGUCAUUGCAUUCGCAGGAGGAUCGCUAUGGAGCAUGCUGCAGCAACAACGAUUGAAUCAGCUGUGCGACAAUUCAUUGCCAGGAAACAUUAUUUGAAUCUGAAGAAAGCAGCUAUCGUACUUCAAAGAAGAUUUAGGGCCACAAAGUCUUGCCAGGAAGAAUCUUUGAAAUACCACAUCACCAGAGGUGCCUGUAUUACUCUCCAAGCAGCUGUCAGGGGCUUCCUUGUCAGGAAAGCCUUAAAGAAAUCCAACCGUGCAGCCACAGUCAUCCAAAGCGCUUACCGUAGCUUCAGGCAACAACAGAAGUACAACCAAGAGAGGAUUAUGAUCAUCCUGCUUCAGACAAGGAUUAGAGCUUACCUUGUGGGGAAGAAGGUCUGCCAGGAGUUUGAUGAUUUGAAAUCUGCAACCGUGGUUGUUCAGAGUAUGUACCGUGGCCUGAUGGCAAGGCGAUUGGCUGCGCAGCAUCGGGCAGCUCGUUGCAUUCAAUCCACAUUCAGGAUGCAUCGAAGUAGGCAAAUGUACCUGAAGCAGCGUAGCGCUGCUGUCAGAAUCCAGGCUCUUUGCAGGAUGUACCUAGCGAAGAAGUCAUACAAAAAGGUAUAUUCUGCCGUCUGUAUUCUUCAGAAGCACUCAAGAGGGUACCUGGAAAUGAGGAAGGUGAGGAGACUUUAUGAACAAAAGAAGAACUCUGCUAUCAUUAUUCAGUCACACCUACGCCGCUGCAUCGCAGAGAGGAGGUACCGUAAGCACCGGCAAGCUGCCAUCUGCAUCCAGUCCUACUAUAGGCGCGUGGUGCAACGCCGGAGAUACAAAACCAUCAGGGAUGCAGUCCUUGUAAUCCAGAGGCGUUACCGCGCCACCACCCUCAUGCAGGAAACCCAGCAGGAGUACCACAUGGCCCGUGGUGCUGCUCUGACCAUUCAGGCGGUGUUCAGAGGGUACAUGCAGUGCUGUAGGUAUAGGAAACUGCGGUACCAUGUGAUCGAGAUGCAGGCAAGAGCUCGAGGUGCCAAGGCUAGGCGGUGCUUUGCUGGCAUGGUGAGGGAGAAGGAAGCAGCUGUGUGCAUCCAGCGCCACUUCAGAGGAUACCAAACCAGGAAACUCCUUGAGGCUCAACGUCAAUCAAGGCUUCGAGCCGUCCAAGCCUUUGCGAAACGCACCAAAGCCCACCUGUCUGUCAUUCGACUCCAGAGGGCGUUCCGUAACUUCCGCCUCCGCCGUGCCUUCAAGCAGAAGAUGGACGCCAUCACGACGAUCCAGAGCUGGAUGAGAGCGAAGCUCCAGCGUCUGCGGUUCCAGAAGAUCAGAGCUGCGACAUGUAUCCUGCAAAGGGCAGCGAGGAGGUAUCUCAUCAAGAAGAAUGUUGCUGCUACCCGGCUUCAGUCCAUUGCUAGGGUUUGGCUUGCUAAGCGACGGAUCCAGAAGAUGCACUCGGCUGCACUAAAAAUGCAGGCUUUGUGGCGAGGUCAUCGGGUCAGGUGCAGUAUCAAGAGUAAGAAGGUCAGCGCGGCCAGGGCACGAUGCCGACGAGCCAAUCAGAACGUCACGGAGGAGAAGAAACUCUGCAACCGAACUGCCACCGCCCUGGAUUACCUACUCCAUUACAAGAGUAUGCACCGUAUCUUAGAAACGCUCAUUAGUCUUGAGGUUGUAUCUCGGCUAUCAGCCAUCUGUUGUCAGCGCCUGGUUGAAGCCGGUGCCGUCCCGGUCCUCUACACGCUGAUACGGGGAUGUAACCGUAGUGUGCCGUGUAUGGAGAUGAUUGAGAUCAUCGUCAAGAUCUUCCUGAACAUCACAAAGCACGACUCUACCCAGCAUGCCGUGCUCGAUGUGGAGGACUCCGUCACCACCUUGGUAGAGCUCCUUCAGAUCUAUCGUGAGAAGAACGCCCUCAUCUUCUGCAAGACCUGCGUCAUUCUCGGCAAGCUGCUUCAGGAACCCUCACAAGCAAAGAUCAUCCUGUCAUACCCCAAGACCAAGGAGAAAAUCACGUCGCUGCACAAGCUGACCUCUCGCAAGCAUGCCAUCGACGAACGCCGCAUCAAGACCAAGUCCCUCAACGCCUCUUCUUCCUUCCUCGGCACGUCCUUCAACACCAGCUCUGUCGCGUCGGCUUCGUUUGCCGCGGGAACUCCCCGCAAGCGUCGCCGGGUGCUCGCCCUGGCCGGUGCGGAGUGGAACAUCGAGAAUCCCAUGAGGGCGAUAGACUUCUUGAAGCUCAUGGCUGACAGAGUCUGAAGAAUUUUUUAGCUUAAUCGGACUCACAGCUUGAACUUUUUUAUCUUUCAAUGCUCAUAUCUUGAACUUAUAGAAUCAUAUCAAGAUUUAUUCACUCUCAAAUCAUCUCGAAUCAAAAUUUGAAUUGUCGAAAAUGUACUCUUUUUGAAAAAUUCUUCAUGAAUAUACUUAUAAAGAGGGUUCGCAAUUGUUUGGCUGGAACGUGUAUUUGUAAUACUAAUUUCUAGUGUAUAUUUUUGUAAUAAGUAAAUUCCCUACGUAUAAAACCUAUGUUGGGUAUGACCUUGGCUAUGAAUAAUAGUUACGUCUUGACUUUGGUGUUGUUGUAAACUCUAAAUGAUAUUUCAUAUUGACUGUACACGUUUGAUAAAAACUAAACUGCGCUGGUUCAUCUUAUUGAGCUUCCAAACAUUUUGCUAUCCGAGUACUUGUAAACUUUCAAUAACAAUUUGUGUAUGUGAUGUGCCUUUAAAUGUAUUACCCCCCCCAUCUUGUUUCAAUAGAUCAUUAAUAUCUUCAUGUAGAAGCAAUAAGUGAUUAUCAGUGGCAGAUCCAAGUGGGGGCAAGGGACAUGUGCCCCUCUUUAUCUUGAGAAUAACAUAUUCCUAUCAAUAGAGCUUAAUCAAAGAAAAUUAUAUAUAUAACUGUUAUUGUAAAUUUGUUAUUGAUACUAGUUUUAUGAAACGGACCCCUGGACUGUUUCAAAGUAGCAAGUUGUGGGUAUUUUAUUCAAAUGCCCAAUCUAAAUGAAUUGUAUUUGUUUUAUAAGAGAGUGAUGUGGAUCCUUGUUAUUUGAUAGACCAUGCUCAUCUCAAAACCAUGACUAGUCAAUAGAACUAGUCAUUAGUACCAGUCAAUAGCAAAUUUUCCUAAUAUAAACUAUUGACUGGUCAUGUGAUAGAUUUCAGCCAAUCAAUGAUCAGGAUCUUUAUCACCAUUUAAUAAUAACUUGUAUUGUCCAUAUUGAUUAUGCAUUGGAAACAAUCAAUGAAUUUUUAUAUUAAAAAGAUUGCCUUUUUGUUUAAUUCUGGACACCUGAGAUAAUGUCUUCUGAUUUAAUUUGUAGAAGACAGGAAAUUGAAGUUUCUCAGAAUGAUGUAAAUUAAUGUACAUCAAACUUUGUAAAUAAAAUCAUUUGAUUCCAAUACAA
Lytechinus pictus (painted urchin) is the source of this 11961-nucleotide messenger RNA. Its product is annotated as abnormal spindle-like microcephaly-associated protein homolog. Bases 165 to 10811 code for a protein of 3548 amino acids. Gene Ontology annotation, cellular component: spindle pole. The record is from RefSeq and is a predicted model, not a curated record. Gene Ontology annotation, biological process: mitotic cell cycle; spindle organization; establishment of meiotic spindle localization. Lineage: Eukaryota; Metazoa; Echinodermata; Echinoidea; Temnopleuroida; Toxopneustidae. Gene Ontology annotation, molecular function: calmodulin binding. The transcript is spliced from 23 exons.